AUGCAAAUGGCGGUUCAUCCGCCGCCUAUACGAAGGAAAAUUGGUUUAUUGUUGAUUGACUUGCAAAGCGCUUUCGUGGACGGUGCAUGGAGGGCUUAUUUACCUGACGAAGAAGUUGAACCAAUCAAGAAAAGUUUUGAAAACUGUGCGAAACUUUUACGAUCGGGUUUGAACAAUGUUCCCCUACUGAUGACCCGCUGUCCUUUUCCAGGUGGUGACUUUGAGCUUGAUGACAGUUUGAAUUCUGUAGUUGAUAAAAAUCAACGAUAUGUCAUUAAACCUAGUACUUCUGUGAUGGAUGCUCGUGGUUUCAGAGAAUGGGUCGAGGAAGAAUUGCUGAAACAGGGAAUAAACACUUUGGUAAUGGGUGGCUGUACAACCACGAGUUGCGUGCGAGUCAGCUCGAUCCGAACUCAGAAGGCUUUUAGCCACAAAGGCCUUCAGGUUGUUGUUGAUUUAGGCUUGUGUGGUGCGAGAAAAACAAACAGUAUUCAAAGAUGUCCCAGUUGUCUCAAGGUGUACAUGGAAUGUGGGGAUUUUGAACCGUCACGCAAUCGUCAUUGCACAUGUGGUGGUAUUGAUGUUAGAAUGGCAUCACCUGUCGAUAAGGCUGUGCAGUGUAUGCAAGAGGAGGGUGUUGAGGUGUUGGAAAGUUUUGACUGGAAGCCAUACAUGCAUCAAUCGCCUGUCACUCAGUGA
Molecule: messenger RNA, 699 nt
Organism: Pocillopora meandrina
Lineage: Eukaryota; Metazoa; Cnidaria; Anthozoa; Scleractinia; Pocilloporidae
Source: the annotation of a GenBank genome assembly